GCUUUCCAAAUCCAGUAUUUAUACGCUUUAUUAAUUUCUUCCUUUUCAUCCUCCUUUCGUGUUUCUUCGAUUUAAUUUGAUGAGGUUUUCUACAGAUUAAUCCUUAAUCUCUUCCAGUUUCUACUGAUUCUGGAAUUCUGCUACACAUUUUGCCUGCAAUGGCUGAUCAGGUACAUUCUCGCGACUCGCCGCCGUCUCCAGGGGCUCGGCCGCCAUCGCCGCUUCCCGCAAAAUCGGCCCCUUCGCCGGGAACUUACGUCAUCCAGGUCCCGAAGGACCAAAUAUACCGCUACCCUCCGCCGGAGAAUCCCCGCCGCUCGAGGUCAAUUGCGGCUCGGAAGCGUCGCCGCGGGUGCUGCUGCCGCUGCCUCUGCGUUACUCUCUGCUUCUUCGUGGCCCUCCUCUUCGCCCUCGCCAUCGCCGCCGGCGUUUUCUACCUCGUCUUCCGGCCGGAAUCGCCGAAUUACAGCGUCUCUGCCGUUGCAAUCAAGGGGCUGAACGCGACGUCGGAGUCCCCGAUUUCGCCGGCGUUUGAUAUCACCGUCCGGUCUGAAAACCCUAACGACAAAAUCGGGAUUUAUUACAGGCCGGGGAGCUCUGUCAGGAUUUCUUAUUCCGGCGUUGAGCUGGGUUACGGUGAAAUACCGGUGUUUUUCCAGCCGGCGGUUAACGUGACGGACGUCCACGUUGAGCUGAAGAGAUCCGAGAUUUUGCUGAGUAACGCCGUUAAAUCGUCACUCCUAUACCAGCAAAGACAACGGCAACUAAACUUCAAGCUGAAUAUCAAAUCUCCCGUCAAGAUUAAGGUUGGGGCCGUUAAGACGUGGGGGGUUACGGUUAAGGUUAAUUGUGACGUCACGGUGAAUGCCUUGACCGAUAAACCCAACUUACUUUCAAAGGGCUGUAGUUACAGUGUUAAGAUGUGGUAAAAAAUUCGUUUCGAUUUUUUUCUUUGCUUAUAAAAAUUAAAUUAAUUUUUUGCUAUCACUAUUAUUAUUACUACUCUAUAAAUACAAAUAUGAACAUAAAAUACACUAUUACAGUUUUACCAUAGGAAAAACGAAGUUGUAUGUAAUACUCCUUCACUCAAAAAUUACGUUCAUUCUUUGUAGUAAUUUAUUAUUGAUCCUAAACGCAAGGAUAUAUUACGCGUAUUUUAGAUUUCACGUGUAAUAUGAUUAUUAUAUUUACAAUUAAUAUAAAAUUGUAAGGUAA
Cuscuta epithymum is the source of this 1215-nucleotide messenger RNA. NCBI's taxonomy places the organism in Eukaryota, Viridiplantae, Streptophyta, Magnoliopsida, Solanales, Convolvulaceae. The record is from the annotation of a GenBank genome assembly.